UUUAUGAUGAUCCCGCCUGAAACCCAGCUCCGGUCACAUGGUACGCCGAUGUUUGUCUAUCAAUUAAAGCCAAGUUUAGAUGUUGUUGCUAUGCCGUGCAUGCAGUGCGCACCAACUCAUGGCGUGAGUUUACUGAUCCACACGAUCAUGCCACAUUGAGGAAAGGAAUUUUACCACACACACCAUCUUGUCUCUAGCGUUAUUCUCCUGGCUGUUUUCAUGAAACAGUGACUUCGUCUGCAAAUAUGAUUUCCCCGUGGGACCGACUGUACACGACGAGCUGCUGCCUCUGCUGUCAUGUUCGGACAGGCACCAUUAUCCUUGGGACCUGGUACAUGCUCAUCAAUGCGGUGGUGCUGCUCAUCCUCCUCACGGCGCUCUGUGACCCAGAGCACUACCACCUCACCAGCGCUGAGCUGGCCAAUGACCUCGACGUCAUGGACGAUUCCCAUAUGUGCAUCGCCUCCGCAAUCUCCUUACUCAUGAUGAUGAUUGCUGGAAUGGCAACCUAUGGGGCGUAUAAGAAACAUGCAGCUUGGAUCAUCCCGUUCUUCUGCUACCAAGUCUUUGAUUUUGCACUCAACACCUUAGUAGCCAUUAGCAUCGUCGUCUAUCCCAACACUAUCCAGGAUUACCUUCAACAGCUGCCUGGCAACUUCCCCUACAGGGAUGAGAUUAUGGACAUGAAUGUGUGCCUCGUCUUCAUCGUACUCCUCUUCAUUGGCUGCAUCCUGGCCUUCAAGGCUUACCUGAUCGCCUGUGUGUGGAACUGCUACAGGUAUGUGAGUGGACAAGACACCACGGACAUCCUGGUUUAUGUCACCACCAAUGACACAACGGUGCUGCUGCCUCCCUAUGACGACUCCAUGGCUGCCCCGCCGAAGCACGCCCCUCCUCCAUACGUGUCGAUCUAAGUGAAGGAUCUCCUGCGGCCUGGACUUCACCGCCUCUGUAGCUUACUCUCCAUUCCAUUGUAUUCCACCCAUCAGAGUUUGGGUCAAAGCCACUGAGUGAUCUUAUACACCUUCUGAUACCACAUCUCAGGCUGUUGUCUUCCUAGCCAUCUACACAUUGCUUUACCUAAUAAGGUUUUUUUCAGGGUUACCUCCUGUGUUAAUGGCUUGAGGUCUAUUAUUAUUAUUAUUAUUAUUAUUAUUAUUAUUCCUUAUAGUUUUCUGUGUUGAUGGCAUCUGGCAACCCAGAAGAAUGACUGUAUCCACUCUCUCAUCAUCCAUCUGUUUAGAGACUUCACAGCCUCAUACCUCUGAGCCCUCUGCAGAACCUCUAAGCCUCUCACCUGGAGAUGUGUGUUCCUUUUCAAUAGUUAUGCUGGUAUCUUUCAUGUUUAUGUGAGUGACUGUGGUAUUUACAGGGUUUGAACUCCUGAUCGCUGUGGUUUGCGUUGGGAGAAUUAAAUACUAUCCCCACAUUUAGCUGAAUUACUCCAACAUUGAGAGCAUAGGUGAUUGUUGUAAUUGGUGUGUUUUUGUUUGUUUGUUUGUUUGGGUUUUUUUUCUUUUUUUUUCUUACUUUUGUACAAGUGUGCAGGGUGACCCUAAUGAGAAGAGAUCCAAAGAGUCCGAUAAUCAAUAAGAAAUAAGAAGAAGCUGAAACCGUAUUCCUCACGCUUUUUUAAGUUUCUGAUUUGUGUUUCUAGAUUUGUGACAUUUUAUUGGACAAUCACAUUUGAUUUGUCGGUGUAAAUCUCAUGUAUGUUGCACUUUAGGAACAAUGCUUGGAAACAAUGGGACGCCUGAUGUUUGCAUUGUGUGAGAAUCCCAAAGAUUUGCACUUUUCCCAUAAUCUCUAAUGGCUGUUCACAUACGGUACUUCCCUAUAGCCCUGUAGACACAUACUAUUAGGUGACUUUUGUGAAUGAAAAAUGUGUGGAUACUUGUAUUAACAUAGUAGAAUAGAGGCUAGCACACACUACAUAAAACACAGCAGAGCAUUUUCGUGCAGUUUAUUUUUUCUGUCCACCUUAUUCGGUUUCAACUGGACAUGGAUGAUUGAUUACACUAGAUUAUAUUGCAUGUCCUGUAUCAAGCUAAUUGAGUCUUGGGAAGAAAAGGCCUGGUCUCCCUCUUAAGUAGGCGAGUGAGUCUUUGUACUCCCCAAAGAGAUGUGACUUACUACCAAUAGUUAUGUUAUUAAUAUUGUAUUAAAUGUUAAUAAAUAGAUGGGAUAUAUCCUAAGAGGCUAUUGGUGAACACAUUCACCUAAUAUGGGCUAAUGACUGAUAAACAAGUCUCCCGUGACAACAUUAAUGGCCACAAACACAUUUAUGUACAUGUGUUCACAGAGUAUUUUUGAUAUUUGAAUGAAUCAAAUGCAGGGUAAUCAGUUAAUAAUUUGAUUAUUCUGUUAAUUGACAAAAAACUAUAAUAACAUUAGGUGUACAAAUAAUGGCCACACUGUUACAAGAAAGAAAAGUGUGAUGUCCUUUUCCAUAGUGGUACAAAACAUUCAACUUUUCUACAAGUUAUGACAUUUGGGUAUACUAAUUUAACAAGUACCAACAUAUAUUUUUUUUCUAACCAUGGUUAAAGCUAGUUUGACAAAAUAAUUUAUUUGUAGCAGUAAAAUGACAAAUAAAGAGAAAUAUGUCUACCAAA
Messenger RNA from Clupea harengus (Atlantic herring), 2615 nucleotides. RefSeq names its product lysosomal-associated transmembrane protein 4B. Lineage: Eukaryota; Metazoa; Chordata; Actinopteri; Clupeiformes; Clupeidae. The record is from RefSeq and is a predicted model, not a curated record. Gene Ontology annotation, cellular component: lysosomal membrane.